UGCCGAUUCUGCGUGCUCUUACGAAUCCCACAGCCUGCCACUCAUCAUAACGAAUGAUAUCCAUUCUGCUUCUCGUGCUUGGCCUGGCAGUCGUCCAGGCCAUUGCUGAUAGUAACAAUGCCAACUGCACCAACAGCAUCACCAUAACCAGCCAAACCGAGGCCGACUACCUUUCCUCCUGCGACACCAUCGCUGGCACCAUCACAAUCGGCUCAAGCACUACAGGAUCUAUCACAUUUAGCAAGAUUCAAAAAAUCCAAGGCGGAUUCACGGCUGAUGGAGUAUCGGGUCUUACUACGUUGUCCGCGUCGAAUCUCCAGACUAUCGCUGGAUCCUUGACGCUCACACAUAACGACGACCUUACCAGUGUGGAUUUUUCAAAUCUUCAGACUGUCAAAGGCGGUUUGACGGUGGAGGAUAAUCAGGCGCUGAAUACGAUUGGUUUUGAUGAUUUGCAAGAGGUCGAUGGCGAUUUAUCCCUGACAGGGAGUUUUAAUUCAAUCUCCCUCUCCGACCUCGACCAAGCAAAAGGCAAAACCACAAUCCGCGGCUCCAACUCCUUCUCCUGCGCCAACCUCAACAGCAUGAACAGCGAUGGUGUCUUCACAGGCUCCUACUCCUGCUCCAACGGCUCCAACACCGGUCUCAGCUCCGGCGCAAAAGCCGGCAUCGCCAUCGCCGUCAUUCUACUCGUCAUCCUCGUCCUCGCCGUCGCCUGGAUGCUGCUCAAACGCCGCCGAAAGCAGCGCGCUUUAGGCUCAGCAUCCACAUUCACACCCCUAGCCGCUGCAGCCGGUGAUGUCGACGAGGAGAAGCCAAAAGAGCCAGAACCAGCCGUGCGAGACGUGAGUCCGAAUAACAGUCCGACAAAUGCGAAUGCGAAUACGCCUGCCGCGGCGAUGGUGAUACCCCGAAAGCCGACUCGCGCGUCAAUACCGCCUGACCCGGUACCUGUUACGCCGUCGGAAUCGGUCGUGCCGAUGCUGGAUAGUGAGAAUGUGCAUGAGGUCGCGGCGGUGUCGAGUCCGAGCGUGUAUUAUGAGUUGGAUGCUGGGCCGGUGAGCGGGAGGCAUCAGCGGCCGAUCAGCCAUGCGUAGGAGUUAUGAUUAUGAUUUGAUUUAUUUUUAGAUACCUCAUAUGUGAUACCAUGAUUUAUGUUCAAAAUGCAAAUAAAUAAUGUUCUUUUUUUGUUUGACUGAUAAAAAGAAACAGCAAAAAAGAAUCUCUC
Messenger RNA from Aspergillus wentii DTO 134E9, 1228 nucleotides. Its product is annotated as putative GPI-anchored cell wall protein Pst1. The record is from RefSeq and is a predicted model, not a curated record. Lineage: Eukaryota; Fungi; Ascomycota; Eurotiomycetes; Eurotiales; Aspergillaceae. Gene Ontology annotation, cellular component: plasma membrane; fungal-type cell wall. Gene Ontology annotation, biological process: fungal-type cell wall organization. The coding region runs from base 54 to 1097 and encodes 347 amino acids. The transcript has 3 exons.